Messenger RNA from Botrytis cinerea B05.10, 1352 nucleotides. RefSeq lists its product as hypothetical. Lineage: Eukaryota; Fungi; Ascomycota; Leotiomycetes; Helotiales; Sclerotiniaceae. Gene Ontology annotation, molecular function: zinc ion binding; DNA-binding transcription activator activity, RNA polymerase II-specific. The record is from RefSeq and is a predicted model, not a curated record. The transcript is spliced from 2 exons. Bases 45 to 1235 code for a protein of 396 amino acids. Gene Ontology annotation, biological process: regulation of transcription by RNA polymerase II.
GGAACAACUAUCGAUCGACAUUCCAGUGGGUUUUAAAGAAAACAAUGGCAACCCCACUUCCGAGAGGGCUUAGAGCUCAUACGAAAUCUAGACAAGGUUGCAUGGCAUGCAAAUCACGAAAGGUGAAGUGCAACGAAGUGCGCCCUGCAUGUGAUGCGUGCCUCCGCCGAGAAAUAUCAUGUCACUACGCCUUACCAGCUCAAAAACGACUGACAGAGACAAGGUCCCCUUUCAAUCCGCCUUAUGACCUUGAUCCCUCAAGAGAACUCGACAUUACAGUGACGCGUGAAACAAAAGAGCGUCGGUUGCUUGAAAUGCGUCUACUUCACCACUUUUGUUCUGAGACCGCCCAAAAAGGGUUUCUCUCUAUUCACGAUGAAGCUGUUCGUGAUCUUUGGACUAAAGGUGCUCCGACUCUAGCUUUCGAUCAUCCAGUUCUCCUGAAUAUUAUGAUUUCAAUUGCAGCUCUCCAUCUUACUAAGAUCAACCCAGCGGAUGAAGACAUGGCAGAUGUUCAUCGAAUAUAUUUCAAUGCAGCUGUUCGCGAGCAUUGCCAAAUCAUACAAAAUAUCAAUAAGGAUAAUGUUGAAGCUGUAUGCCUUUCUACAAUUUUAAUUGGGUUGCCCGCGUUCAUCCUCCUGCAGAACAACAAUGUUGGUCAUUACACAGUCCCAACUCAAGUAUUCGCUCUUCUCCGUGGCAACGUUGCUUUAUUUUCGCUGACAAUUCCUAUGCUCGAUGUGAAUAGUCAGCUAGAAGCUCUCAUGUCCGCCAAACCAGAUAUGAAGACGUUAAUGGCAGACAUUCGUGGAAAAAUAUAUCAUGAACCAUUUUCGGAGCUUUUAAAUUGGAGGGCGCCGGGUGAGAUUAUUGAUGAGGAAAGCCAGGCUGCUUAUACCUUUGCAUUGAAUUAUUGUGGACGCAUUCUACUCGGUGUUGAAGGUGGUGAGGACCUUUACGAACUUCGCCGCGUCAUUUAUGCGUUUCCGACAGUCACACAUGAAGCAUUCGUUCAACAAUUGAACAAAAAAAACAAUAGAGCACUUGUUAUUUUGGCUCACUUUUUUGCACUUUGCAAAGCUGCCGAUAAUGUCUGGUGGAUGAGAGGAAUUUCGGAAAGAGAGGUGUUUGGUAUACAAUCCAUUCUCCCUGAAAAUUGGCAAUGGGCAAUGGCAUGGCCUCUGCAGAAGCUUGCAGAGUACGCUGCUAUUAAUAGGCCAGCUUCAACUAAAUAGGCAGAUGGUGAUAUGUCAUAUUUGUGCAUUUUUGUAUAGUACAAACUAGAAAGCUGCUUGCGGAACCUAAAAUCAAUCUUCAAUUUCGAUUAGAAUGGCACCGGCCCCGCUGCUGCA